AUGUACAUUAUUUAUUUACCUUUAUUUCUUUUUUUAAAUCUAGUUAGCUGUGUUAAUUUUUAUUCUGGAAUCAACUUUAAUCUUAAUGACGUUCCUAAAGAUUUCCCUUUACUGGGAACAUUCUAUAAUAAAUUAUACUUUUAUUAUUUCAACAGCGUCGUAGAUAAUGGUGAUAAUAAAUUUGAUGACAGUUACAAACCCCUAGAUAGUAUCGCAGCCGGAUUGUCUCUAUACACAGAUCCCGUUUAUGAUUUAGAUAAGAUUCCACACUUAACGAAGAAUAAACACCUCUUGGGAACCCUGGAAUCAUGGUGUUAUUCUUUGACACUGUUUUUGUUUUACUCAAGGUAUGGAGUUGACGCCAAAUAUAAAGGUACAAACAUAUUCCCUUACCUGGUGGACCGAUGUAUGAACCUAAAUUACAACUUCACAAAUUACAAAGUAGAUAUGGACUUUGUGGACCUGUUGAUAAACACGGACACACAACUAGACGAUGUUUACUUGUUUGAGAAGUUUUCUAGAAUGUGCCCGCGUCCCUGCUACUUGAAUAAACAGGACGUGAGAGCGUGUAGCGCAUCGCCUAAUUUGAAGGAUCUGGACGUUUUAAACGAGUUCGUAUCCAAUCCGGGAUGUUACUUGAAUGAUUUCUUCCAAAAGUACUGCCUUUCGUACUCUGCCAUGAAGAGGAAAACAGUCGAUUCCUUCAAGUCACUUUUCAACCCUGACUCGAACAUAUUUAUGUACGCUGACAAGUGGUCUUAUUUGCACAUGCCAAAGCGAGUCGAACUCGAGCUGUCAAUGGAAAAUUUAUCGUACCUGCUGUUUUUGAAGAUGGUGAAGAACUGUGAAACUAAGAACUGCAAAGAAAUCCAGGAGUUGAUCUCAGCGGGCGCUCUCAAGAAUUUAAGCGUAAAGUUCGUGGCAGGCAGGAUCGAUUUGACCUCUCAAGACCCCGAGAAAAGAUUCAAUCUUUCUUUCGGACUGACAUUCAACGUUGACCAGUUUCGAGUAAACAACGUUAACCAAAUGUUCGACUUUUCAAUCAGGGACGUGGAUUUUGACGUCUAUUACGACGCUCUUCUGGGCUUUGAUCCCUCGGAUACAGCUAAUGGGAGCAACGACGGAGAAGUUAAGAACGGUGACAAGGCAGCCACUUUGAGGGAUCGGUACAACAAGUACAUGGAGCCGCGCCUAAACAAGUAUAAGAUUAAGCACGAGCCGAAUGGGAGUGACCAACCUGACCAGGUCCAAAACAAGUUCGAAUUUCUGAACAUGAAGGGGCUAGGCCAGCACAGAGAAGUGACUCUGUCCGCGACAGUGAGCACCUCCGUUUUCAAGAGGCUCAAGGCCCUCAACUCGCGCUACUACCUGAAACUCACACACAUGCUGGACACUGGCGUUUACAUAGACAACGACGAACUGCAGAACUCGUUUCACUUCGUGAGCCACGAACGCGAAAUAUUUACAAGGGGCCCUGACGCGAUGGUGGCUGGCGAUGACGGGACCGCCACAGUCAACCUAACCCUGCUCUCAACUCCGUUUGUGGACAUUGAGCAGCCUGAGAUGAACUCGUCUCCCGUCAUCUACCACGGGUACGUGGUCCUCGACGAGGCGGUUCUCGGCUUCAAGAGGCUGGCGGUCACCUACACCCUCACUCUGCACACCAGGUACAUGAAUAUGCACAAGAAGAUCACCCCUGAACUGGACAGGGUCGACAACCUCAGGCUUUUGAGGAGCCAGGUGAGCCGAGAGUAUGCCAUGGUCAUGGUGUCGCAGCCCACCCUGUACGCUCUGAACUCGUACUCCGCCUUCGAGUCCGUGCAUCUGGACCAGCCCUACUUGAAGAGCCUCCGCUUUCUCAGAAAGGCCUCCUUCAACACUUUUGCCGGCACUCAAGACUCGGCGAACGCUUCGGACCAUUUGGUCGUUGACGGAGCGACCGCCAAGUGGGUGCCGGUGCGUUUUACUGAUUGCAACAACUGCAACGUCUCUCUGAAGCUGUGCCAGGGGUACAGGACCGGCCUCGCCGCCUCCACCAGGGUCGUCAACACCUACUUCUGCAAUCCCAUCAUUCGCGAGAUGGGCGGCGACGUCGUCGAGGCUGGCUGCUACCUCGUGUUCUCGGUUCCCGUGGGCGACCAGUACGAGUACAAGUUCGUCAGCAACGUCACGUUCUCCGUGAUUUCCAUCUCCUGCCUCGUGUCUGCGGUGAUGGUUUUCAAGUACAUGGACAAGAUGGGUCACAGGAUCGGCCAUAAACACAAGUCUAAGUAG
Theileria orientalis strain Shintoku is the source of this 2274-nucleotide messenger RNA. RefSeq lists its product as hypothetical. The transcript has a single exon. Lineage: Eukaryota; Apicomplexa; Aconoidasida; Piroplasmida; Theileriidae. The record is from RefSeq and is a predicted model, not a curated record. Bases 1 to 2274 code for a protein of 757 amino acids.